Molecule: messenger RNA, 3628 nt
Organism: Panicum hallii
Lineage: Eukaryota; Viridiplantae; Streptophyta; Magnoliopsida; Poales; Poaceae
Product: serine/threonine-protein kinase Nek5-like
Exons: 5
Coding region: 1149-3377 (742 amino acids)
Biological process (GO): microtubule-based process; protein phosphorylation
Cellular component (GO): cortical microtubule
Molecular function (GO): ATP binding; protein kinase activity
Source: RefSeq, a predicted model, not a curated record
CAAAUGGGUGAAAUGGAUUCGGUUGGUGGUUAGCAAUAUGUCAAAGGAAGGAAUUGAGGGAAGAAUCACUACAGAUGCCGAAUUCGUCCGGCGAACGCCCAUCAGCCUGUGCGUCCGCUCCGUCCGCAGCUGUGCCGUUUGCGACAACCGGCGGCAGCCGGCGGCAAGCCCCACGCGCUCCUUCCGUUUGCGACAACCGGCGGCAAGCUCCACGCACUGCUGUGCCGUGCUCGUGCCAACGCGAGCUCGCUCUCCUCUUCUUUCCCUAGUGCUCGCCAUCGCAACCGCUGCACCCGAUGCCUGCUCGGCGGCGCCAUGUCCCAAGUGGGACGAGCUGUCCGCUCGUUUUGGGCGGACAGGCUCGUCCCGCAUCUUGCCGGAAUACUCCCAUGCGGAGUCGUCCCAUCCCAUCUGGACUCCCAACCAAACACCAGGAAAAACGGGAUCGACCCGUCCCGUCCCAGUUCGUCCCACGAACCAAACACAUCCUGAAUCAACCAACUAGGAAAACCAUGUGUCACUACAGAUUGAUUAAAGAUAAGAUGUGCUGAUUGAUGCAGAAAGCCCCUAAGCUGCCUACUGGAAGGACAAGACUAAACCAGAGCCUUUGAUAUAAAUUGAGCUAUUAGCUGUGCCGUUGCUAUCGAAAAUGAAAGAUAACUAGAACAUCAGAUACACUUUUUCAGUGGCUGUUCUAAAUUGUCACGAUAUGUGAACUAUUUUGGUUUACAGAAUUCAGACUCUAGCCAUAGUAAGGAAGAGUCACUGGGCAUCUUCCAUGGAGAGGUUGUGACAUUAGCAUCUACAUCGAACAAUCAAUUUCACUUGUAUCACUUUCAUUUAAUUAAUCACAAAAAAAGACCAGACAACAGAGAAAUAUUGACCUAUUCGUUCUUUAGUGUGGCUGACUCUUGGUAGAUGUUUGUCAUUAUCAUGAAAAUAAUGACUUUCAGAGACCUUCCUCUCCCUCCCUACUUUCCUCCCCUCUUUAUGUAUAUGAGAGUUCACAUUUCAUGAGCAUGCUAUUCCAAGCAGUAUACAAGAGAAGGAUAGGUUUAUUAUUCAGGUUCACUAACAUAUUGGGUCAAAGUUCUUCAUGAUCCAUCCAGGAAAUUCAUUUCUGGGGGUCUGUGAAUGAUGUAGAUAUUAUGUCUCACGGCCUUUCAAAUGGUAUUGGAAUGUCUUGCAUUCAAGCCGAUACAUAUAGGAGGAUAGAAGUUUUGAAUGAUGAUAUGGCUGGACUGAUAAGUAAGAUAAAUCGCUCCUCCAUUGGUCCUUUGCCUACUUGCUAUUCUUCAUCUAUGAAAGCACUUAUCAAAAGCAUGUUGAGGAAGAGUCCUGAACAUCGGCCUACUGCAUCCGAGAUUCUAAAAAGUCCAUACCUGCAACCUUAUGUUAAUCAAUAUCGUCCAUUUGCUGAUAUAUUACAUCCCGGUCGAUCACCAGAGAAACCUAUCACCAGUUCACGGAGCGGCCAGAGAAGUAUGUCUGGGAGUCAGUGCAGUAGCAUUUCUGGCAGUGAUAUGGACAGUAUACAAUCAAGUGAAAGAAAUACAUCAGGACCUGCUUCAAGUUCUAACAACACCAUUGAUACUGAAGGUGCUGAAAGUACUGAUCUUCAGAGCCAUAAAGAUACUGCUGGUCCUGAAAUGGAGAGACAAGACUCAUCUAAAUCCAUACAUAAUAAUCAGCUUCUUAGACACGAGAAUAAGCAACCAAAAAUCAUUAAGAAGGUACUAACAACUCUAAGAGAGGAGAGCAAGUUCAGGGAAAGCAGUUCACCAGUGAGAGCUAGCCGUGUAAAGCUAAAUUCACCCAGCAACAGGGAGCGCUCAUCUGACUCCUCAAAGCACAGUGAUAUUUCCUCCAGUUCAAGGUCUAGCGAAGUGAUGUCACAUGAAUCGGCAAGGGUAAGCUUUGAAGAACCUGUUGUCAAACGAGGACAAGCAUCUCCCCCCUUGAAACAUUUGUCACCAAUUGUUGAGCACUCACCGACAGUUAAAAAUAAAUUAGAUGAGCGGCUACAUCCAGACCCUGCCAAGCAGUUUGGGGAAGAUGUUGAUGCUGCUGCUGCAGGGAAGCCUAAGAACAAAACACCACCGAGUUUUAUUAGAUGCACAAGUAUUCCUGCUCGGAGGCAAGGAGUAGCGAGUCCAAGCCGUCAACACACUGGAAUAAAACGAGCUCACAAUAAGGUCGUCAUGGCAGAGCAUGCAAAAAGUCCUUGCCGACCUCCCCAUAUUCCAAACAGUGCUCUUGUGGAACUUCCAGGUUUUCCAAUGAUUCCUCCAAGUCAGCUGGAUGAUAUUCAGAGAAAACCAGGCAAUUCACGGGCGAAAUCUGCUCCGCCUAGGGCUGUAGCAACCCAAGAAGAAAGUACAGCUUGCUCCAGUUCGACAGUAGGUUAUCCUGAGAACACCAACCGAUCUGAACCAUCUGAAUCUGGCUCGCCAACCUACUUGGUACCAUCCUGCAAAUGUUCGAUCCCUGACACUACUAUACAAGCGCGUUCAGAGGUCAAAACAACCAAUUUUCAGAAGAAAAUGGCUAGUAAUGGUGAUAUUAGUCCAAUCUCAGCCAUGGAGCCAUCUUCUGAUGAACAAGAGUUUUUCUGCAAGGAUGACAUGCCCUCUAGCAAGGUGGGCCAGGAUAGUGGCACAGUUACUGUACAAAGUGAUGAAGACAAAUUCACAGUGCAGGAACUGCUUUCAUCAGUACCAGAAGUUGCUUCAUUUGUUCCAACGACAACAACAACAGGCAUUACUCCAGAUAGAGUAUCUUUUCCUCUCCAGUCUUCAGAGAAAUCACCAGCGCCCCAUUUAAAUCCUCCAGAUGAGGACGUUAUACAUGUCAUAAGCCAUAGCAGUUCCCAUGUCAAUGGUGAGCAGGCAUUAAGGGAAACGGGAGCGCAGAGCACUGACGUUGGAAAACUUCUUAACGUGGUAAGAGAAGAGAGAGAUGUAAGAAGCAUCCAGCCAAACCUGACACCUUCAGGACCUGUUGAUUCUGCUACACUGAAGCCGAGCAUUGUAGAAGCUAAUACUACCAUUCAGAAACCGGCCAGUGUGGAUGUGAUAAAAUUGUCCACCAUACCGGAAGGAAAUUUUAGUACACCAAUGACCAACAAUGGGUUUAAGGAGGAAGCAGCUCCAGCUAAGGAAACACUAGAUGUUACAUCCUUCAGGCAGCGAGCUGAGGCUCUUGAAGGCCUCUUAGAGCUUUCUGCGGAGCUUCUAGAACACAGCAGGCUGGAGGAGCUUGCGAUUGUUCUGAAGCCAUUUGGGAAGGCCAAGGUGUCCCCUCGAGAAACGGCAAUAUGGUUGGCUAAAAGUUUCAAAGGCAUGAUGAAUGAUGAAGCAAGCCGCAGUUCAGCGUGAAUACACAUAGACUUUGCCUUCUUUUUUUUCUUUCUCGGUUGCUUUCUCUGUGUGCUCUGAAUCAGCAAUGGCUGUCUUGUUCAUAUCCCUCUUCUUGACAUUGUGUGAGUCCCUCGUUUCUGUCUCGAUAGUUCGUUAUUCUUUACAGCACAUGUUGUAAAUAGCCAAACUUGUGAACAGAAAAAUAAGAUAUGCCAGAGAUAAUGUUAAAAUUUACACGAUCAAGUUAAUUGAAAGACUACUUUGAUGAA